Messenger RNA from Xiphophorus maculatus (southern platyfish), 2418 nucleotides. RefSeq names its product protocadherin gamma-A10-like. Gene Ontology annotation, biological process: homophilic cell-cell adhesion. The coding region runs from base 1 to 2418 and encodes 805 amino acids. NCBI's taxonomy places the organism in Eukaryota, Metazoa, Chordata, Actinopteri, Cyprinodontiformes, Poeciliidae. The transcript has a single exon. The record is from RefSeq and is a predicted model, not a curated record. Gene Ontology annotation, molecular function: calcium ion binding. Gene Ontology annotation, cellular component: plasma membrane.
AUGGAGAACAAAGCAUUCUUGAUCUCCUUUCUUGGGAUAUUUUUUCAUGUGCCGCAAGCCGCCUUUGGAGAUGGGUCCUACUCUUUUCCCGAGGAGAUGGAGCGAGGCUCAGUUAUUGGAAAUUUAGCGAAAGAAAUGGGUCUUGAAGUGAGCAAACUGGCUGCUCGAAAGGCUCGCAUAGAAGCUGACGGAAACGGCAAACGGUAUUGUGACGUUAAUCUGAGCACCGGAGACAUUAUUGUUGCAGACAGGAUCGACAGAGAGGGGCUUUGUGGAAAGAAGUCGUUGUGUGUUUUAACACAAGAGCUCGUUUUAGAAGAGCCAUUAGAGCUCCGUCGCGUUAUGCUUAACAUCCAAGAUAUUAAUGACAAUUCACCACAAUUUAAAAAGAAGGAUAUCCAUUUUGAAAUUAGUGAAUCCGCAGCGAAGGGAAGUCGUUAUCGCUUGGAAGAGGCCCAUGAUGCAGAUAUCGGAAUUAACGCCGUUCAGGAAUACAGUAUUGGGAAGAACGAACACUUCAGACUCAAUGUUAUUUCUAAAAGUGGUGGAGGAAAAUACAGUGAGUUAGUUUUAGAAAAAGAGUUGGACAGAGAACAAACGCAGACGCUAACAAUUGUGCUUGUAGGAACGGACGGGGGCGCUCCUCGGAGAUCAGGUACUGCUGUUGUUCAUGUUACUGUGCUGGACGCUAAUGAUAACGCCCCGGUGUUCACCGAGGCCGUUUAUAGGGCUAGUCUGCCUGAAAACUCUCCAUUAGAUGCUGUGGUUGUUAAAGUAACCGCAAAAGAUGCCGAUGAGGGAGUAAAUGGAGAAGUGACAUAUGAUUUUGAUCACAUUUCUGACGACAAUAACGUAUUUUCUCUUGAUCCAAUAACUGGAGAUGUUAAGCUUACUGGAACAUUAGAUUAUGAAGCAAAACCAUCCUAUGAAAUGCAAAUUACUGCCAAGGAUGGUCCUGGUUUAGUUUCUUCGUCCACAUUAAUAAUUGACGUCACGGAUGUCAAUGACAACAUUCCACUAACGUUAAUAAAAUCGCUUAAAAACCCUGUUCCAGAAAAUACACUACCAGGUACAGAGGUGGGCAUCAUUAACGUUCAGGACAGAGACUCUAAUAAGAAUGGACAGAUCCACUGCUCCAUUCAAGAAGACAUCCCUUUUAAAUUAGUUCCUUCUAUUAAAAGCUAUUAUUCUCUGGUGACAACAGGACAACUGGACCGUGAAUUAGUAUCUGAUUACAACAUUACAAUAAUUGCCACUGAUCAGGGCUCUCCUCCUCUGUCCUCCUCUAAAACUAUUCAGUUAUCUGUAGCUGACAUCAAUGACAACCCACCUGUGUUUGAGGAACAGUCCUACAGCGCAUAUGUGAGUGAAAAUAACAAACCUGGCUCAACUUUAUGCUCUGUUUCUGCUCAAGAUCCUGACUGGAGACAAAACGGUACAGUGAUUUAUUCUCUGUUACCUGGUGAGGUGAACGGUGCCUCGGUGUCCUCCUAUCUAUCUGUUAAUGGAGACACAGGAGUGAUCCACGCUGUGAGGUCAUUUGAUUAUGAACAGUUCAGGAGUUUUAAAGUCCAAGUGAUGGCCAGAGACAAUGGUUCUCCUCCUCUCAGCAGCAACGUGACUGUCAGUGUGUUCAUAUCAGAUGUGAAUGACAACUCUCCUCAGAUAUUGUAUCCAGCACCAGAGGGCAGCUCCUUCAUGACUGAGUUGGUCCCCAAAGCUGCACAUGGAGGGUCUAUGGUGUCCAAAGUGAUAGCAGUGGACGCAGACUCUGGACAGAACGCCUGGCUUUCAUAUCAUAUAGUCAAAGCCACAGAUCUUGGACUUUUCAGUAUUGAUUUGCACAGUGGAGAAAUCAGGACACAGCGAGACAUUUCAGAAUCUGACAGCAUGAAACAGAACCUGAUUGUUGCAGUGAAAGAUAAUGGACAGCCCUCUCUGUCUGCCACCUGUUUAAUGUUUUUACUUAUUUCUGAUAACUUGGCAGAAGUGCCAGAAUUUAAAGAUAUUUCGUAUGAUGAAAAUUCCAAGUUGACCUCUUAUCUGAUCAUCGCGCUGGUUUCUGUGUCCACCUUCUUUCUGACCUUCAUCAUCAUCAUCCUGGGUGUGAGGUUUUGUCGCAGAAGAAAGCCCAGACUGUUGUUUGAUGGAGCAGUAGCCAUCCCAGGAGCUUAUCUUCCUCCAAAUUAUGCAGAUGUUGACGGAACAGGAACUUUACGCAGCACCUAUAAUUAUGAUGCCUACCUGACAACAGGAUCUAGAACCAGUGACUUUAAGUUUGUUUCAUCUUACAAUGACAACACGCUGCCUGCUGACCAGACUCUGAAGAAAAGUCCAACUGAAUUUGCUGAUAUUUUUGGUCAAUCAGAGGAAUCUCCAGAGGUAGGCCUAAAUAUUAUGUUGUUUUCCAAGUGUUAG